Zychaea mexicana is the source of this 1202-nucleotide messenger RNA. Its product is annotated as Homeodomain-like protein. Gene Ontology annotation, molecular function: RNA polymerase II cis-regulatory region sequence-specific DNA binding. Bases 417 to 947 code for a protein of 176 amino acids. The transcript has a single exon. Lineage: Eukaryota; Fungi; Mucoromycota; Mucoromycetes; Mucorales; Lichtheimiaceae. Gene Ontology annotation, biological process: cell differentiation; regulation of transcription by RNA polymerase II. The record is from RefSeq and is a predicted model, not a curated record.
CCUGUGUAUUAUUAUGUCCGUAUUACUGCUCCCAAAGCCGGAACUAAGAAUUUUAUGUAACCCGCCUGCCCCCUCUCUACCCUUGGCCUGUCUCCGCUCUGUCCUAGCAAUCCUCCUUGUGUCAUAUGCUUAAGACAAAUCAAGUUGCGCAUCGCCUCGCCAAAUCCGCCGCCUACUCCAAUCAAAUAAAAAUAACCUGCUCUUCCCUUUUUUCGGUGAUCCGGCCAACAACCUUGCAUUUGCUAUUUAUGAUAAUAAGUAGCUUUGCUAUUUAUUUGUUUGGCGCGCGCAAAACAUGUUUUGCUAUUUAUUAAUCACCUCCCCAUUAUCUCAUCUAUCAAUCGUAAACAUAGACCUGCCAUUUUUCACUCUCUUUUCUUUCUUUCUUCUUCUUCUUGCACACUUCCAUACACAAAAUGCUUUCAGUCACCAGCUUACUCAACCGAGAUCCUCCAUGUGUCUAUCAACAUUCCUCCAACAACAACUCGUCGCAUUAUCAUCCAUACCACCAAGGCUCGCCUUCAUCAUCUUCUACUUCAUCUCUGCUGACAACAGCAGUGAAUGAGCUGCAGCUGAUACCACCACUCCCGUCACCACCGCUAACAGCGACAAAACAACAACAACGCCCAGCAGUUUUAGACAUCUGCAAUCUGUUAUCACCACCUGCAUCACCCAAAUCCUUCUCUUCUUCGGCAACUUCAUUAUCCUCAUCGACAUCCUCACCCUUGUCGUCACCGGAGCAGCAAAAGAAGAAAAUCAAACGACGAAGAGCAACGGCAAAGCAAGUACGAGUGCUUAAUCAAGUAUUUGAGCAGACGCUGUUCCCAUCAACACAGCUACGAAUGCAACUGGGAAAGGAGCUAGGGAUGAGUCCGAGGACUGUACAGAUCUGGUUCCAGAACCGACGGCAAGCCAUACGCAUGCGUGAACAACGUUCCAAUUUGUAACAGUCUCCCACAUCCAAAAAGAAAAUAAUUUAUCAUUACUACCACCCACCCACACACACAAUCACAUAAGCACGCUCCCAUGUACACAAUCACAAUUCAUAUAAACACGCCAAAAAAAGAUCCUUUACAAGAAGAGCUGGACUUUUCAUCUCCAACGUCCGCGCACUUCACUACUACUACUACUACUACUAUUGCUACAACUACUACCACAUUGUACCACUGUACCACAGCAAGAAAUAAAGCAUACACACCUUU